Myripristis murdjan (pinecone soldierfish) is the source of this 805-nucleotide messenger RNA. It is a transcript of the gene agr2, whose product is annotated as anterior gradient 2. NCBI's taxonomy places the organism in Eukaryota, Metazoa, Chordata, Actinopteri, Holocentriformes, Holocentridae. Gene Ontology annotation, cellular component: endoplasmic reticulum. Bases 68 to 577 code for a protein of 169 amino acids. The transcript has 8 exons. The record is from RefSeq and is a predicted model, not a curated record.
UUACAGCACAUCUUUGAGCUGCGGUCCACGGAAACCCAACGGCCAGUCCCAACAGUCAACCGUAAGGAUGAUCAAAGCCUUGUUGUCGGUGCUCUUGGUCGUGAUGGCCGUGGCCUCCUCCCUCGGCAAACCUGACAAAGCCAUCCCGAAGAGAGGCAAGAGGAUCCCCCAGACUCUGUCCAGAGGUUGGGGCGAUCAGCUGAUCUGGGCUCAGACCUACGAGGAGGCUCUCUUCUGGGCCAGGUCAAAGAAUAAGCCUCUGAUGGUAAUCUUUCACCUGGAGGACUGCCCACACAGCGCAGCAAUGAAGAAGGUCGUUUCUGAGGACAAGGAGAUCCAGAGAAUCCUUGAUGAGGACUUUGUCGUCCUCAAUUUGGUGUAUGAAACCACAGACAAACAUCUCUCUCCUGAUGGGCAGUAUGUUCCCAGAAUCAUUUUUGUCGAUCCCUCCAUGACAGUGAGGGCCGACAUCACCGGCCGCUACUCCAACCGCAUGUACGCCUACGAGCCAACAGACGUCAAGCUCUUGCUGGCCAACAUGGAAAAAGCGAAGAAGCUCCUGAAGACCGAGCUGUAGAGCGUCAGGCUGAGACACGUGCUUCACAUGUGACCUCGGCCGUGUCAUGAGAGGCGCUGACGCCGUGCUGUCGCCGCAGUUUACACCUGGAAAACGAAGCACUGGAAAGUCCUUCUCUUCUACUGUUCUCCUCUUUGAACCACCCACCCGCUUCUCCUCCCUUUUAUUGUCCAGAUAAUGUAUUGCUGUACAUCCAGAAUGCCUUUUUAAUAAAUGUUGAUGCUGUUC